This is a messenger RNA of Lemur catta (Ring-tailed lemur), 2399 nucleotides long. RefSeq names its product ERCC excision repair 2, TFIIH core complex helicase subunit (gene ERCC2). Gene Ontology annotation, cellular component: nucleus. Gene Ontology annotation, molecular function: hydrolase activity, acting on acid anhydrides, in phosphorus-containing anhydrides; ATP binding; DNA helicase activity. Gene Ontology annotation, biological process: positive regulation of mitotic recombination; nucleotide-excision repair; transcription by RNA polymerase II. Bases 78 to 2360 code for a protein of 760 amino acids. NCBI's taxonomy places the organism in Eukaryota, Metazoa, Chordata, Mammalia, Primates, Lemuridae. The record is from RefSeq and is a predicted model, not a curated record. The transcript has 23 exons.
AGGAUGCCCAGGACCUUGCCUCUCUGAAUAUUCAUGAGGGAGGCGGGUCGACGCCGCUGCACGCCGCGGCCGGCGCCAUGAAGCUCAACGUGGACGGGCUGCUGGUGUACUUCCCGUACGACUACAUCUACCCGGAGCAGUUCUCCUACAUGCGGGAGCUCAAACGCACGCUGGACGCCAAGGGUCAUGGAGUCCUGGAGAUGCCCUCAGGCACUGGGAAGACAGUGUCCCUGUUGGCCUUGAUCAUAGCAUACCAGCGGGCGUAUCCGCUGGAGGUGACCAAACUCAUCUACUGCUCGAGGACUGUGCCGGAGAUCGAGAAGGUGAUUGAAGAGCUUCGCAAAUUGCUCAACUUCUACGAGAAGCAGGAGGGCGAGAAGCUGCCAUUUUUGGGGCUGGCUCUGAGCUCCCGCAAAAACCUGUGUAUUCACCCGGAGGUGACACCCCUGCGCUUUGGGAAGGACGUGGAUGGGAAGUGCCACAGCCUCACAGCCUCCUACGUGCGGGCACAGUAUGAGCAGGAUGCCAGCCUGCCCCACUGCCGCUUCUAUGAGGAAUUUGAUGCGCAUGGGCGCCAAGUGCCCCUCCCUGCUGGCAUCUACAACCUGGAUGACCUGAAGUCCCUGGGGCGACGCCAGGGCUGGUGCCCAUACUUUCUUGCCCGAUACUCGAUCCUGCACGCCAACGUGGUGGUGUACAGCUACCACUACCUCCUGGACCCCAAGAUUGCGGACCUGGUGUCCAAAGAGCUGGCCCGCAAGGCAGUUGUGGUCUUCGACGAGGCCCACAACAUUGACAACGUCUGCAUCGACUCCAUGAGUGUGAACCUCACCCGCCGGAUCCUCGACCGGUGCCAGGGCAACCUGGAGACCCUGCAGAAGACGGUGCUCAGGAUCAAGGAGACAGACGAGCAGCGUCUGCGGGAGGAGUACCGGCGCCUGGUGGAGGGACUGCGGGAGGCCAGCGUUGCCCGGGAGACCGACGCCCACCUGGCCAACCCCGUGCUGCCCGACGAGGUGCUGAAGGAGGCGGUGCCCGGCUCCAUCCGCACUGCCGAGCACUUCCUGGGCUUCCUGCGGCGGCUGCUGGAGUACGUCAAGUGGCGGCUGCGUGUGCAGCACGUGGUGCAGGAGAGCCCCCCUGCCUUCCUGAGCGGCCUGGCCCAGCGCGUGUGCAUCCAGCGUAAGCCCCUCAGGUUCUGCUCCGAGCGCCUGCGCUCCCUCCUGCACACCCUGGAGAUCACGGACCUUGCCGACUUCUCCCCCCUCACCCUCCUGGCCAACUUCGCCACCCUUGUCAGCACCUACGCCAAGGGCUUCACCAUCAUCAUUGAGCCCUUUGACGACAGGACCCCGACCAUUGCCAACCCCAUCCUGCACUUCAGCUGCAUGGACGCCUCGCUGGCCAUCAAACCCGUGUUUGAGCGCUUCCAGUCUGUCAUCAUCACGUCGGGGACACUGUCCCCACUGGACAUCUACCCCAAGAUCCUGGACUUCCACCCCGUCACCAUGGCAACUUUCACCAUGACGCUGGCCAGGGUCUGCCUCUGCCCCAUGAUCAUCGGCCGUGGCAAUGACCAGGUGGCCAUCAGCUCCAAAUUUGAGAGCCGGGAAGAUAUCGCUGUGAUCCGGAACUACGGAAACCUCCUGCUGGAGAUGUCCGCAGUGGUCCCCGAUGGCAUCGUGGCCUUCUUCACCAGCUACCAGUACAUGGAGAGCACCGUGGCCUCCUGGUACGAGCAGGGCAUCCUCGAAAACAUCCAGAGGAACAAGCUGCUCUUUAUCGAGACCCAAGAUGGGGCCGAGACCAGUGUCGCCCUGGAGAAGUACCAGGAGGCCUGUGAGAACGGCCGUGGGGCCAUCCUGCUCUCAGUGGCCCGGGGCAAAGUGUCCGAGGGAAUCGACUUUGUGCACCACUACGGGCGGGCCGUCAUCAUGUUUGGUGUCCCCUACGUCUACACGCAGAGCCGCAUCCUCAAGGCGCGGCUGGAAUACCUGCGGGACCAGUUCCAGAUCCGUGAGAAUGACUUCCUCACCUUCGACGCCAUGCGCCACGCGGCCCAGUGCGUGGGUCGCGCCAUCAGGGGCAAGACGGACUACGGCCUUAUGGUCUUUGCUGACAAGCGCUUUGCCCGCGUGGACAAGCGGGGGAAGCUGCCCCGCUGGAUCCAGGAGCACCUCACGGACGCCAAUCUCAACCUGACUGUCGAUGAGGGGGUCCAGGUCGCCAAGUACUUCCUGCGGCAGAUGGCACAACCAUUCCACCGGGAGGAUCAGCUGGGCCUGUCCCUGCUCAGCCUGGAGCAGCUGCAGUCGGAGGAGACGCUGCGGAGGAUAGAGCAGAUCGCUCAGCAGCUGUGAGCGUGGGGUAGGCAGGGUCAUAAACAGUGUUCCUGGUGA